AUGGCGUUCCAGUCAAAUGUGAUCAACUCGCAGCCUCAGGUCUCCGUCACACAGUACACUGUGUCGUCCGGAUCAUCAGAUUGGACAUCUAAUGUGUGCGACUGCUGUGAAGACUGUGGCAUCUGUCUUUGUGGAACGUUCCUCCCUUGCAUCCUGGGCUGUAAGGUGGCUCAGGACAACGGGGACAGCUGCUGCCUGCCCUUCCUUCCAGGUGCCAUGAUCGCUCUACGGACAAGCAUGCGCAGCAGAUACCGCAUUGAGGGCUCUGUGUGUGACGACUGGGUAAUCAUGGCCUGCCUGCCUCUGUGUGGACUGUGUCAGAUGGCCCGGGAGCAGAAGAGGAGAGGAUAA
Messenger RNA from Cottoperca gobio, 351 nucleotides. RefSeq names its product cornifelin (gene cnfn). The transcript is spliced from 3 exons. Bases 1 to 351 code for a protein of 116 amino acids. The record is from RefSeq and is a predicted model, not a curated record. Lineage: Eukaryota; Metazoa; Chordata; Actinopteri; Perciformes; Bovichtidae.